AACAACAUUAUGGAGCCUCAAAGUCAGAAUUUGAAGACAGCACCAUUCUUGACUUUAGGAAGAUUUCACAUUUCUGAAGAUUAUGGCUUUCUUCUCCCAAAUCCUCUGAGAGAACUCCCUGGUCACUAUAGUCCUUGGAUGGAAAUUGCCAGCAGACUUCCCCAGCUGAUUGAGAGCCACCAGCUUCGAGCUCAAGUAAACGAGAUGCCGCUCUUGAACUGCCAGUUCCUCACAGGUUACCGAGAGUGGCGCCUGGCACACCUAGUCCUGAGCUUUAUCACCAUGGGGUAUGUCUGGCAGGACGGAGAGACACAGCCCAAAGAGAUUCUGCCAAGAAACCUUGCCCUGCCCUUUGUCGAGGUCUCCAAGAACCUGGGGCUCCCUCCUAUCCUUGUUCACUCGGACUUGGUGCUGGCCAACUGGGCUACUAGGAACCCAGGAGGACCCCUGGAAAUCAGGAACUUGGACACCAUUGUCUCAUUCCCUGGAGGAGAAAGCCUGUGUGGUUUUAUACUGGUGACAGUUUUGGUGGAGAAAGCAGCCGUGCCUGGGAUUAAGGCCCUGGUGCAGGCUGUGAAUGCCAUCUUGCAGCACAGCCCAGAUUCCUUGCUUCAAGCCCUGCAGCGACUGAGGGUCUCCAUCCAGGACAUCACCGGAGCUCUGGGACAAAUGCACGAUUACGUAAAUCCAGACGUAUUUUAUUCAGUCAUCCGGAUCUUCCUCUCUGGAUGGAAGGACAACCCAGCACUGCCUGUGGGCUUGGUAUACGAAGGUGUCUCCAAAGAGCCCCUGAGUUACUCUGGUGGAAGCGCUGCUCAGAGCACAAUACUCCAUGCCUUUGAUGAGUUCUUGGGUGUCCGUCACAGCAAGGAGAGUGCUGAUUUUCUGCACAGGAUGAGGGAUUACAUGCCUCCUUCCCACAGGGCCUUCGUAGAAGAAAUUCGCGGGGCUCCUUCCCUGAGGACCCACGUCCUGUCCUCUGGGAAUGGCCAGCUUCUGACGGCCUAUAACCAGUGUGUGGAGAGCCUGGCAGCCCUGCGCACCUACCACCUGGCCCUGGUGACCAAGUACCUCAUCACGGCCGCAUCCAAAGCAAAGGCCCGGAGGACCAGCCACCUCCCGAGGCCCCCUCAGGCCCUCGAGGAGAGGGGCACGGGGGGAUCGGCCGUCGUGAGCUUCCUGAAGAGCGUCAGGGACAAGACGCUGGAGGCCCUGCUCCACCCAAGCGGCUAA
This is a messenger RNA of Budorcas taxicolor (takin), 1233 nucleotides long. It is a transcript of the gene IDO2, whose product is annotated as indoleamine 2,3-dioxygenase 2. The record is from RefSeq and is a predicted model, not a curated record. Bases 10 to 1233 code for a protein of 407 amino acids. Gene Ontology annotation, molecular function: heme binding; L-tryptophan 2,3-dioxygenase activity; metal ion binding. Gene Ontology annotation, biological process: 'de novo' NAD+ biosynthetic process from L-tryptophan. The transcript is spliced from 10 exons. Gene Ontology annotation, cellular component: cytoplasm. NCBI's taxonomy places the organism in Eukaryota, Metazoa, Chordata, Mammalia, Artiodactyla, Bovidae.